Panicum virgatum (switchgrass) is the source of this 975-nucleotide messenger RNA. Its product is annotated as B3 domain-containing protein Os06g0112300-like. The record is from RefSeq and is a predicted model, not a curated record. Gene Ontology annotation, molecular function: DNA binding. The transcript has 3 exons. NCBI's taxonomy places the organism in Eukaryota, Viridiplantae, Streptophyta, Magnoliopsida, Poales, Poaceae. Bases 126 to 668 code for a protein of 180 amino acids.
AGUCUCCUCUAUCGUCACUGAAUCUCAAUCCCCUUUAUGAUGGGCUGGAAGUGGAAGGGUCGUGAGGCUUGGCUAGUCGGUGCCCGCGGAAGCAAGCAAGAGCCUGACCUCCUCCCCCCGCUCAGAUGGAGACCCCUGGCUUCCCAUGGCGGCAGCAGCAGCUGGAUCCGGAUGGCUGCACCAAGCUGGAGCCUCAUGCCGGCGGCAUCAAGCCAAAGGGGGAGCCCUGCGAGGAGCAGGAGCCGCCGCCGCCGGCGGCGGCUCCAGACGACUGGGAGGUCACCCCGCUCUCCGGCGAGCACCCCUUCUUCACCACCGUCAUGUCCAAGAGUCAUGUCCAGAAGCAGUUCCAGCUGGUCAUCCCGGCUCGUCUGCACCGCCACCUCCCGGCGGCGCGCGUCCCCGCGGUGCUCCUCUGCCGCGGCCGGUCGUGGGCGGCGAGCUACUGCGGCGACCUCAAGUGCAAGAAGAUCGACACGGCGGCGUGGAGGGACUUCGCCCUCGACAACGCGCUGCGGGUCGGGGACGCCUGCGUCUUCGAGCUCAUCGCCGGGACUAGUGCAGGUAGUGAGGUGGUGUUCCGGGUGCAGGUGCUCCGCGGCGGCCUGCCGGAGGAGAUCACCUCCAAGGGCGCCACCCCCGACGAGCCCCUCGUCAUCGUCGACUAGAAGCCUAGAACCGCUGCUUCUUCUGUGGCUGCCUGUGGUUUAGUUCCUCUUCUAGCACUAGUAGUAGCCUGGACAGUAAGUAGUCGUUGCGUGCGUCAGCAGAGGAGAUCAUUCAGGAGCUUUUUUGGGUGUUUUGUUUGCUUGCUCUGUCCGAUCUCCGCCGUCUGAUCAUCCUUGCAACAAGUUCAGUGGAUGCUGAUUUCGCUGCUGUAACCAGCCACUUUUGACUGACACUUUUGUAAUCUGAAGUUUGGUUGUAAAUUCUUCUAGUGAUUGACCGCCUUAUUUGGGUCGUCUUCUUUCUUUC